This is a messenger RNA of Laetiporus sulphureus 93-53, 960 nucleotides long. RefSeq lists its product as uncharacterized. NCBI's taxonomy places the organism in Eukaryota, Fungi, Basidiomycota, Agaricomycetes, Polyporales, Laetiporaceae. The coding region runs from base 251 to 910 and encodes 219 amino acids. The record is from RefSeq and is a predicted model, not a curated record. The transcript is spliced from 2 exons.
ACACGGAACGAGGAGCGAGGGUGAGCAGAGGCUGGGUGGCAUACGUGCGAAUGCGAAGCCGCCUGGGUCCGUCCGCCUCUGUUCGGAACGUGGACGACGGCCUGUUUUCGACAGCGAUACGCCACGUCUCACAACUGCCAUCGCCCUGCGACCACAGAGCAGCCUCGUACGGCAGUUAUAAACCACAGGUACGCGCUGGCAGCCCGACGCUGCUCUCACAAACACAUCGCAGCAUCGACGCUUCGACGCGAUGCAGGGAAGAUCCGAACGUCGCAAGAGACGACCUGCGCGGACACGAGCAUCAAGGCCAAGACGUUCUGCGAUGGCCCAGAGCCGACCUUCUGCGGCGCGAAUGCAUCAGGACCGUUACUUUGCCUGUGAUGUAUGGAUCACGCCCACAGAGGAAGCCCGAGUCGUCGGGAUGAACAGAGCAUCAGGGCGAGAGCUCUCACGCCAUUGUGAGUUCUCAGUUCACCCAUGCAAUAGAUGCACAUUCCCGUUGAGGUUCGAACGUGCGACGUUAUGUCUCUCCCGCGGGCGGCCGCUCUUGACGUGUGGUGGGCGAAGCGGCUCCCAUGUACGCGGCCUGGGCGAUUUACGUUACGUCUCCAUUUCUUAUGGUGUUACAGAACUACUGUACAUGUUGAAUACACUGCAUGGCGGUCCGGGUGUGAUGGUCAGACACGUGAGAUUGGGAUGGAUGUGGAAGGUACGGAUCGCGAUCCGUGAGUGGGGAGCGAUGGCACAGCGCAGAUCGAGAGGGGCGAGCACGUCGGAUGACGAGACUGCAUGUAUCGCAGAAGUAUACUCUGGCUGGCCGCCACAUAUUCAUCCGUCACACAGGUCGUACUGUGCAGAAUGCAGACUUGACUACGCUGGAACCGAAAGGCUUCUCAUUGCCUGUAAGUAGUGAUUGGGACAGCACCUGCCUAACAUUUACAGUAGAUAUUCAAUCGUUCC